UGACGUCAUUACGUAAGCGUGACGAAAGUUUUACUUGAUCGUGUUCGUUUUCACAAAUCGUUGUUCCCUUGCUUCUCGACCUGAUUUUGUUAGUGAUAUUGAACUAUUAUAUGUUGAACAAUGGGGCGAUCGUGCUACGUGUGCAAAAUAAACUCAAACAACCCAGAAUCUGUUGAUAUAUCAUAUCAUAGACUUCCAGCUGAUCCAGCUAAGCGCUUGAUAUGGAUGUCACUGCUUGGCAUUGAUAGCCAAACGAUACUUAAUAAAGAGAUACGUAUAUGCAGUAAGCAUUUUCGUGACGAGGGUUUUAAAUAUGAUCUUGCUGGAAGAAGGUUUUUGAAUGAUGGUGCUGAUCCAAUAAAUGUUCGCCCUCUCCUUGAUGAGGGGGAGGAUGUAAGCACUGAUUCAACAGUAACAGUUUCUCCAUCGAAGGAAUCUAGCUCAGAAUCCUAUAGUGCUCAAGGAAGCCCUGUCAGAAAGUGAUUAUUUUGCUCAAGACCACCAUACGUCAAAGCGCAGGGUGAGGGGAAGGAAGGUUGAGAAAGUGGGACCAUUUUGUGUCGCCAGCUGGACACCUUGACGGGAAAAGUCAGCUGUCCCACUCCAUUCGGGACAUUUAGUAACGUUAGAUAGGCCACCUAGGCUGUGAGAUACUUCAUGGCAUUAAUUAUUUAUUGUGAUUACACAUUUUAAAUUAAUUUAUUAUUGAAUUGAUAUGUGGAAUGAAAAGGUCCAGUGCCAAAGUAACUAUUGUAUUAUUAUACUCCCAUGCGAGCGAAGCCGCGGGUUUAGGCUAGUUUAUAUAUAAUUGCUAUGUUAUCAGCUUAAACAUUUUCAUAUUUCGCACAUUUUCAAAUCCGUGUAAUGUUCAUUGCCAACAGUUGGCAGCAGUUACUGCUGAUUGUUAACAUAACUUGGGCUGGUGUGAUAUCCCAUAUUUACAUAUAUUUUUUGUUGACACAUUUCCUAAUGAGAAAGUCAAGAAAAUUUUAUUGUGCACUGAUUGAUCUCCAUAUAAAAUAUUUAAUAAACCAUCAAAUA
Acanthoscelides obtectus is the source of this 1041-nucleotide messenger RNA. Lineage: Eukaryota; Metazoa; Arthropoda; Insecta; Coleoptera; Chrysomelidae. The record is from the annotation of a GenBank genome assembly.